This is a messenger RNA of Corylus avellana, 1364 nucleotides long. Its product is annotated as protein STAY-GREEN homolog, chloroplastic. The record is from RefSeq and is a predicted model, not a curated record. Lineage: Eukaryota; Viridiplantae; Streptophyta; Magnoliopsida; Fagales; Betulaceae. Gene Ontology annotation, biological process: chlorophyll catabolic process.
AGCAACCGCAAUUUAAGGGAGAGGGUGGCAAGACUCUCACGCAUGAACUUCCUCCAGAAGCCCCCAAAAGCUGCAAAGUUUUCAACCACGCUGAGCUAACAAGCAAAGCAAAAGCCCAAAGCAAAAGCAAAAGCAUACGCACGGAUUUCAUUUCAGAGUCCUACUUUUAAGGGAUUGUGAAAAUUAUAUCACGCAGUUUCCAUAUCUGGGUGCCCGCAAAGAUUGGAGCUACAGGGAACGAGUCCAAGCAGGUCUCUUAAUAGUUAAUAGAGAUACAUGGGAACUUUGGCUGCUGCUCCUGUGCUCCCAUCAAAGCUAAAACAGUCUUCACUCUUUCUGUACAGAAAAGGACUCAAGAGGAAGAACUUGGCUAUUGUUCCUGUCGCAAGGUUGUUUGGGCCUUCUAUAUUUGAAUCUUCAAAGCUGAAGGUACUGUUUUUGGGAGUGGAUGAAGAGAAGCAUCCUGGGAAGCUUCAUAGGGCUUAUACCCUUACACAUAGUGAUAUUACUUCUAAGAUCACUCUUGCCAUCUCUCAGAAAAUAAACAACACUCAGUUGCAAGGGUGGUACAACAGAUUACAAAGAGAUGAAGUGGUGGCAGAGUGGAAGAAAGUGCAGGGAAAGAUGUCCCUCCAUGUUCACUGUCAUAUAAGUGGGGGCCAUUUUCUUUUGGAUUUGUUUGCUAGGCUUAGAUACUUCAUCUUCUGCAAAGAACUCCCUGUGGUAUUGAAGGCCUUUGUUCAUGGAGAUGUCAAUUUGUUCAACAACUACCCUGAACUGCAGGAGGCUCUGGUUUGGGUUUACUUCCACUCAAACAUUCCGGAAUUCAACAAGGCGGAAUGCUGGGGCCCAGUCAAGGAGGCUGCAGCGCCAACCAGUGGGGGUGGGGGUGUGGGUGGGGUCCAAGUGGACAAAAUGCCUGAGCCCUGCCAAGAAGACUGCAGCUGUUGCUUCCCACCAUUGAGCUCGAUCCAAUGGCCAGCAAAGCUUCCCCAUGAGAAUGAAGAAAGUUUUGGGGCCCAGCAGCAGCAGCAGAGCUUUCAGCAACAUACUCGAUGACGUGUCUCCUUGCCAUUCAUUAAGCUUUGUUUUAUAGCGUAUUAGCGUAUGAAAAAUGUGUGCUCAUUGUAAAUACAAGCCUUCUCCUUUAGAACCCCAGCAGUUCAUAAUAAUUAAUGUUAUGGUUGGGGUUGGUCCUCGAAGUUUCCUUUUUUGGACGCAACCUUUGUGCUUUGUCGGCAUUGAUAAAAUGCCAUCUGUCCCAUUAAGGGCUGUAAUUGUAUGGUUGUGUUCUUUACACUGUUAGACCUAUAAUUGUAUUAUAAAUCUCUUGCAAUUGAUUGAAGACUGCUACAAUUUCUUGA